UCUCGUGUAACAGGGAAAGAUGAACUGACAGAAGACAUGAUAGUGGGACGUCCGCUGGUGAUGCUGGCGGCGAUGAUGGCCAUGAUGUAUAUGGCAGCAGCGGAUGGCCAUGGCGGUGGAGGAGGUGGAGGUAGAUAUGGUGGCGGUGGUGGAGGAGGUAGUGGAGGAGGAGGAUUCGGAGGAGGCAGUGGAGGCGGAGGAUUUGGAGGAGGCAGUGGGGGCAGUGGUUUUGGAGGCGGCGGCGGUGGAUAUGGCGGUAGCAGCGGAGGUGGUGGAUUCGGAGGCGGUGGAUUUGGAGGUAGUGGAGGUGGAGGCCAUGGAGGCGGCGGAUUCGGCGGUGGUGGAUUUGGCGGAGGUAACGGCGGCGGCGGCGGUGGAUACGGCGGAGGCAUCGGAGGCGGAGGCGGUGGCAGUGUAGUUGCUGGAAUUCUUGUUGGAAGUGGAGCUCUCUCGGGUGGAGGCGGUGGUGGUGGCGGCGGCUACGGAGGUGGAAGCGGAGGCGGUUUUGGUGGAGGAAGCGGAGGCGGUUUUGGUGGAGGAAGCGGAGGCGGCUUUGGUGGAGGAAGUGGAGGCGGUGGAUUUGGCGGUAGUGGAGGUGGAAGCCAUGGAGGCGGCGGAUUCGGCGGUGGUGGAUUUGGCGGAGGUAGCGGCGGCGGCGUCGGUGGAUACGGCGGAGGAAAUGGAGGAGGAGGCGGUGGCAGUGUAGCUUCUGGAAUUCUUGUUGGCAGUGGAACUCUCUCGGGUGGAGGCGGUGGUGGCGGCUACGGAGGUGGAAGCGGAGGCGGUUUUGGAGGUGGAAGUGGUGGCGGAUUUGGAGGACAUGGAAGUGGAAGCGGAGGUGGCAGCGGUGCCGGCGGAUACGGAGGGUAAAAAGGAUCUAUUUCUUAUUCGCAGUAAAUAAAUAUAUCACCAUCAUAUUGUAGUUUGUAAUGAAACCCAGUGUUAACUAAUCGGAUAAGAACGUAUAUUUCAAUGAAGAGUCUGGUAAGAGUAUUUCCUUUUGAUCAUCAAAUUCGACUCGAAACAAGAGACACGAAA
Messenger RNA from Penaeus monodon (black tiger shrimp), 1038 nucleotides. Its product is annotated as glycine-rich cell wall structural protein 1-like. The record is from RefSeq and is a predicted model, not a curated record. The coding region runs from base 37 to 870 and encodes 277 amino acids. Lineage: Eukaryota; Metazoa; Arthropoda; Malacostraca; Decapoda; Penaeidae. The transcript is spliced from 3 exons.